UGUGACAUUUGCGGCAAGAAGCUAGUUUAUGAGCAGCUAGCCGGAUAAAGAUGAAGAACUAAGGAAGUAAAUAGAACAUACUUUGCCUCGUAAGGACCGAGCUGACGUUUGGGUUACAGUUUGUUGUCGUAUCCACAUCAGAGAAUACAGUUUGUAUCAAAUGGAGCUAAAGGUAAAACUUCCUAUCUGGCUGAACACGUUGAAACAGCAGUGAGUAGGCUAACCCUUUCUCUUAACUUAUACUGUAAGUCACUGUUAGAGUUGAGCUGGUGUUAUAACAUUUUUUUUCUGAGAUGUUGAAACUAAUCAGAUAACUGUAGCUAUUUCUUUUUUUUUAAUUAAUUGCAGUAUGGGUGGACAUUAGCGCGUGAGCCGACUUGCCUAACUGCAUUUUGCACACAAGGUUAACAUUAGCUUUAGCAGGCUAGCUCCUCACUCCCCUCUUGCUGCAGCUUUCUUACUUUCUUAUGCUGACUUGUCAGGACAGGUGUGCAGACAGUAGGCCAGCUGUGGUGUGGGAGAGAUAGGGUCUGCAGCUGAAAAGCAGUGCUCACAGAGCGGUACUAAGUCCCAGCAGCCCACUUUCUAGUGACUUUAGUGGAGCCAGAGGUGGGACCAUGCUGCUCUCCUUGGUCGUGCACACAUACUCGCUGCGGUACUGGUUUCCAGCCACGAUCAUGCUGGGAACAGCCCCGGCUUAUCUGCUGUCAUGGGGUACCUGGCGCUUACUUUCAACAGUUUUACCAGCGAGAAUGUAUCACAAGUUAGACGAUCGGUUGUACUCCAUGUACCAGAGUAUGGUGCUGUUCUUCUUUGAAAACUACACCGGAGUAGAGAUUAUUAUAUAUGGAGAUAUACCAAAGAACAAAGAGAACGUGAUCUACGUGUCCAAUCAUCAAUGUACAGCCGACUGGAUCAUUGCGGACAUGCUCGCCAUCAGGCAGAGUGCUCUCGGCCACGUCAGAUACGUUCUUAAAGAUGGACUCAAGUGGCUCCCGCUGUACGGAUGGUAUUUCUCUCAGCAUGGAGGAGCCUACGUGAAACGAAGUGCAAAGUUCAGUGAACUAGCGAUGAAGAAGAAGCUCUUCACUCAGAGUCAAUCUGGGGUCCCAAUGUACCUCGUCAUCUUCCCAGAAGGAACCCGGUAUAAUCCAGAGCUCAAGAAUGUUAUCGCUGACAGUCAGGCUUUUGCUACAAAAGAAGGACUGGCUGUCCUGAAGCACACUCUGACACCCAGAAUGAAGGCCUCUCACAUAGCCCUGGAGGCCAUGGGGGGCCACCUGGACGCGGUGUAUGACGUCACAGUGGCCUACGAGGGAACGCUGGAAGUCUCGGGUCAAAGAAAACCUGCGCCGUCAAUGCCAGAAUUCCUGUGCAAAGAAUGUCCCCGAGUCCACAUUCACUUUGACCGCGUGGACAUAAAGGAAAUUCCUCCAGAGCCGCUGUUCUUCCGCAGGUGGCUGCACGAGCGCUUUGAAAUCAAGGACCGGCUGCUGACGGAUUUCUACGAGUCGGAGGAUGAAGACAAAACCUGCAGGUUUCCCGGGGAGGGCAAACAUUCUCCUCUGAACCUUUCGAAAACCCUCCCAUCAGUGGUGAUCCUGGUGGGGCUGACACUGCCGUUACUGCUGACAGAGACCGGCAGGAAAGUGUACAUGAGAACCUGGGUGUACGGGACUCUGCUGGGCUGGCUGUGGGUCAAUGCUUUUCCUUAACCGACAGGGCAGCGGCUGCCACGAUGAGACGCACAAAAGACACGUCGCCACUUUGCUGUAUCGCAACAACACAAGGUGUGUUCCAGAUGCAGAGCGGCAUCUGAUGAGAGGCUCAGAGAUUUACUCCUCGUGUCUCAUUCAUGUUGAGCUGAAAGCUGAACGGAGGUACGGAGAAAUGUGACGCUUUUUUGUGCUACUUGUUCCCUCGCGUUAUUUGGAUUUGCAGCCUGAAAUGUUGAGAAAACAUGAGUGGAAUUGGUGGAAAAAUCCCCCUAGUUAUCGACUAUGAAAUAAAAAAAAAACCAACCCCCCCCUCCCCCAUUCAUCAGAUUUUGGCAAAUUAGUAUUCAUGCAUGCCCACUUUCCCAUAAAACAUUGGCCAGUUUUAAAGCUCUUAUAUGAGAGAUUUUUGAGAGCAACGUGUGCUUAGUGCUCUGAAAACAAGUGGAUUGAUCAUGUCCAGCUACGGUACGUAGCCGACACAGCACACCAGCCUACUGAUGAGAGAUCAUUCAUUAUUUAAGUGGACUGACUCAUUGACAUUGGUUCUAAUGCCAUUCAUGCCAAGUCCCAUGUCAGGAGGUUUAUGCAAUUAACUCAUUGAAAGUGAUGUUUUACAUUAGUAGAACAAAAAUAAGUAGCAUGCAGUCCUCUGUAGGGGCUCAUAAACCUAACACCAGCUGCAUCGUUUACUAUGAAUAUUCAUAUGACAUCUUAGUUUUAUAUAAUCAUAAUGAAUGUAGCUGUUAACUCAUUUAUGCAUAUAUGAAAUAGCUUUUUUUUUUAUUCCCAACACCCAAGAUUUUGGUUUUACUAAUAUCCUUAAAAAAAAGAAAUCAAUCUACUGUACUUUUGAGCUCAAAUGGAGGAAUGCGUGUUUGAAAUUGAAGUAUUGCUUUAACCUUUAAAAUGUCAAUCAUUGCCAAAACCUGCUGUAUUUACCGUGAUGUUCUACAUGUGUUUAAGUUGAGCAAUACUCGUUUAAUGCCAGCCUGGAUGACGACAAAGAAACCUAAUGUCUCUUCUUUUUUGGGGCCUAAAUACAUUAUAAUUUGACUUCUUUUGACAAUGGUUUAUUCACAGAUCCAUAACUUUUAUAUGCAUUUGUUUCUUUGAAUACCAUGUUUCAGCUCAUACGAAAGUAUCUACCUUGCAAAAAGCUAACAAAGCCAUGUUAACGGUAUAUCACAGGCUCAUGUGCACUCAAAGCCAUUUGUAUUGUCGAAUGCACUGUAUGGCCAUUGUUUACCGUUAUGAAACCAUUGCAUUUUUUUCCACGAGUCACUUUACUUGUUUGCCGUCUCGUCUACAGUUAGUCUGAGAAAUGUUUCCCUCGUGUGGAAGGUACAGUACAUAGUUCUUACAAGUCAAUCCAAUACCUCACUUGAAUAAUCCUCCCUUGUUCUUAAAUGACUUGUCAGCAAUUUUAUAGUCAUUUUUAUUCUGACAAAACCAGUCUAACUCAUCGGGAAAUCUCUGUCGACAGUAUUUAAAUGCCAACUGAUUUUGGAAAUUGUGUGCCUUCUCUUUGGAGGAGUUGGUCCUCAGCGGCUCUUUUCCACCAGGUGACUGCGUAGAGGCUGGAGCUGCUGCUCCCUGUGGUCGCAUUGUCUACAGUUCAUAGUGGCUUAUUUUGCUCGAAGAAUGCAUUGAUUUACACUUUUUGAGGACUAUUAUUAAACGAUGAAACCUUUAAUGUAUAUAACUUCUUGAAAUGGGGGAGUCAGAGAAAUAAAGUUUUCUUUUGGGAGAGUCAAGUUUUCUGUUGUCUUCCUGUCCUGAAUGUGUGACUUAAAUUAAAAUGUUGAUACUAGAGUAUAUCUAAUACUGGCACAAUGUGUUGCCAAUGGAAUUAAACUGAUUGUUGCCCAAGU
This is a messenger RNA of Anarrhichthys ocellatus (wolf-eel), 3589 nucleotides long. RefSeq names its product 1-acylglycerol-3-phosphate O-acyltransferase 5 (lysophosphatidic acid acyltransferase, epsilon) (gene agpat5). The transcript has 8 exons. Gene Ontology annotation, biological process: phosphatidylinositol acyl-chain remodeling. The record is from RefSeq and is a predicted model, not a curated record. Gene Ontology annotation, cellular component: mitochondrion; endoplasmic reticulum; endomembrane system. Lineage: Eukaryota; Metazoa; Chordata; Actinopteri; Perciformes; Anarhichadidae. The coding region runs from base 618 to 1715 and encodes 365 amino acids. Gene Ontology annotation, molecular function: acyltransferase activity.